Messenger RNA from Cladocopium goreaui, 1233 nucleotides. The record is from the annotation of a GenBank genome assembly. Lineage: Eukaryota; Dinophyceae; Suessiales; Symbiodiniaceae.
AUGCUGCUGUACAUCAUUGAGACGGGACAAAGGUGGGCUGACCUGGUUGCCGACACGGUUCCGGUCUCCUUUGUGCCGCAGCUGCUGCCACAAGCGCUGGCGGAUCAUUUCCUGCGCAGCUUCCAGCAGGAGGCAAAGAUGUGGCAUACAUCCAAGCGUUGGCUCUACGAAAAGGAGAUUGAAAGCCACCGUGUCGAAUCGGGUUUCCGUUUCAACGACCUGGGCGUGACAUCGACGUCCCGCUGGGAGAGCAGUGGCUUUGGGGAUGACCUGCGAUACCUUCGGGGCCAGGUGAUCACCGCGGUGCAACGAGCACGGGCCCAGUUACGCCGGCAAUGGCGCGCGGCUGCUUCCAGCGCUGGAAGCUGCGAUUCCCGGCCCUUGACCAAAGAGGAGCUGGCGCAGGAAACCGUGGCCCUCGCGAGUCGUGGGCAGCGCUUGUCCGCCAAGAGUAUCGAAUGGCUGGUGCGUUAUGCGGCCAGCAGCUACGCCCUGAAGGCCUGGCGUUGGGAGCCCAACUUUUGCGUGGCCAACCUCUACCGCGACCAGGAGGAUUUCCUGGGUGCCCACAGCGACCCGGUGGAGCUGAUCGGUCCCUGGGCCAUCGUGGCCUCGGUGACCUUCGGCGCGGCGCGCCAGUUUCGGAUGAAGCCGGUGGCGCAGAUCGCCACGGAACGGGAAGGUGGUGGACGCAUCACCUCCUUUAGCAUCCGUUUGCCACACAACUCGCUGCUGGUGUGCUGGGAAGGUUUCCAAGAAUUUUGGCGCCAUGAGGUUCCCAAAGACAAGGGCCUCACAUCGCACAGCAUCAGCGGCCCGGCGCGGCUGAAUUUCACCUUCCGGAAAUCCGUGGGUGCAGUGGCAGCCCGGAAGCCCAUGUGCCAUUGCGGGCGCAAGGCGGACUUGAAACCCGUGUUGAAAGCUUCAGAGAAUCGGGGACGAUAUUUCUGGUCCUGCAGAAAUCCACGUGUCAAGAAAGGGACCUACCGCACCUGCGACUUCUUCAAGUGGGACGAUGAACUCCUGCGGGCGAAAGAUGCCAAGGACGUGGCAUUCUUCACCGAUCGGGACAGCACCGCUCCCUUGCCAAAUGCGCUCUCAAGAGUGGUGGUGGCAGGACCGGUUGAGCACUGGCAGCAAAGCUCAAGUGGUGAAGUGUUGGCACCCGGAGGGGGCACCCAAAGAAACACAUUCUGUUCUGAGCCCAUUAUCUUUGGGAUGCAUGCCAAGUGA